AUGGCUGGCCGGCAGAAAUCUAUGAGCUCUUCCCUUAUGGGGACUCUGGCGGCCAGCUGCCUCCUCCUCACGGCCCUGUGGGUGCAGGGAGGAGCGGCUGUGCCCAUCGUGUCGCACUGCAGGCUCGACAGGGCCAACUUCCAGCAGCCUUACAUCACCAACCGCACCUUCGCGUUGGCUCAUGAGGCUAGCUUGGCAGAUAACAACACAGAUGUUCGUCUCAUUGGGACCAAACUGUUCCAGGGAGUCAACUUGAUGGAGCGCUGCCAUGUGCUGAAGCAGGUGCUGAACUUUACCCUUGAAGAGGUGCUGCUCCCCCAAUCCAAUAGAUUCAAGCCCUACAUGCAGGAGGUGGUGCCCUUCCUGGCCAGGCUCAACAAAAAGCUAGGCCAAUGCCAUAUUGAGCGUGACAACCAGAAUAUCCAGAGAAAUGUACAGAAUCUGAAGGACACAGUGAAAAAGCUUGGAGAGAGUGGAGAGAUCAAAGUAAUUGGAGAACUGUAUUUGCUGUUUAUGGCCCUGAAAAAUGAAUGCACUCGUCCAGGGCAAAGCUCGGAAAUGGAUAACUAA
This is a messenger RNA of Mesoplodon densirostris (Blainville's beaked whale), 570 nucleotides long. It is a transcript of the gene IL22, whose product is annotated as interleukin 22. Gene Ontology annotation, cellular component: extracellular region. The coding region runs from base 1 to 570 and encodes 189 amino acids. The transcript is spliced from 5 exons. The record is from RefSeq and is a predicted model, not a curated record. Lineage: Eukaryota; Metazoa; Chordata; Mammalia; Artiodactyla; Ziphiidae.